Molecule: messenger RNA, 1323 nt
Organism: Paramuricea clavata
Lineage: Eukaryota; Metazoa; Cnidaria; Anthozoa; Malacalcyonacea; Plexauridae
Source: the annotation of a GenBank genome assembly
AUGGCUAUCCCAAAAAUGCUUUACAUGGCGUGUUGGUUUCUUGGUGCGUCCGUACAAAGCGCAGUGUUCUUCAGUUUCAAUGCUGUGGAUUAUUUUAAUUUUUUCUUUCCUAAACACUACAAGCCCGAAGUUUAUGUUGCCGUUACCGUUGGAGUUGCUGCGAGUGCUGGCGCUAUUUUGACUGUCGUUUUUCCACCUCGAGGAAAGCAUUUCACUGUCUUACUAUUGACUCAGGUAAUCUCCGCCAUUUUACUCGUUGUUGUAGUUAUUUUAACCCCCCUGGAAAACAUGUCUACCCCACUUCGCUUCGGACUUAUCCUUGCAGUUAUAUUCCUAGCAGCUAUAAUACAAAACGUCGGCGGAGGAGCGCUAUAUGACUUCGUGGGAAACCAUUUUCCUAGUUUCGGAGUACAUGCAGCCCAGUCUGGUGGGGUGUGUGCCUUUGCAGCUACUUUUGUCAUCCGCUGUGUGUCGAAAGGAUCAUUUGAGCAUCUGCAAGACAGAAAACGAGGAUUUCGACUAAGCGGUUAUCUUUUUGUCGCUUUAGUAGACCUAAUUAUUAUCAUCGCUUGCUUCCUGAUGAUUGUGUUGAGAAAUUACACCAAGGCUGAAUACGCAAGGCGAUUGGCUGCGGUGAAUCAAAACCAUGAAAGGCCGGGUGAACACACGCCACUUCUUAGCAGCACCGAAGCAACUAUGAACUUGUCUCGUCGUCAAAUCAUAAAACAUAACUUCCCCGCACUUGCUACCGUUGCUUUGAGUUUGGUCAUCUCAAAUGCUUUAUUUCCCGGAAUUACAUCACAAUUUCAUGGAAACCAUAACUGUUCAUCCACUAACCACCGUUCUGUAAACUUCACGUUUUCCGACAAUCUCACCACUACCUCCCAACCCACAACAACUCCACCCCCUGAUAGUGAAACAACUGGCUGGUUUAUUGUCAUUCUUUUUGGUUGUUUCUCCGUUGCUGACGCCAUUGGUAAAAACUUGCCAAUAGUUGGUAUAAUAUACAGCAAAAGGACGGUGAUAUUCAACUGUUUUGUUCAACUAGUCAUUGCAAUACCAAUUCUUCUUAUCUAUUUUAAACCAUGUGUGUCAGGCUUGCAGGCUGACUGGGUGGCUUACCUUACAGUCGGGCUGCUAGGGUUGGUCAAUGGCUAUGGUUUGUGUGCAGCCAUGAUGCUUCUUGCCCCAGGAAUUCCUGGGAAGAAAUAUGAGGAGGGGUUGGCGUCUAGUAUUGGUUACAUGUUUUUACAAACUGGGAUUUUGCUUGGCACAGGAACUGAUGUGUUUUUAGUUGAUUACGUGUUUGAAGUAACUAAUUGA